Linum tenue is the source of this 609-nucleotide messenger RNA. Lineage: Eukaryota; Viridiplantae; Streptophyta; Magnoliopsida; Malpighiales; Linaceae. The record is from the annotation of a GenBank genome assembly.
GUUAAGAAAAGAAGCAACCUACUUGGUGAUUCAAUCUCAGUUUCAAACACUAACAAUAUCAACCAAGAAACGAAUCACAUACUAUGUCCCAAACCUAGGCACAUCCAUCCAUCACCCACGAUAGAGUUCCUCAAACCUCCCACUUAUUGUACCAAACACAGCCAUUUUGACACAAUUGACGAUGGAGGGAAUGAAGGUAUUCUCAACGUCAUUCUCGAUAACAACAACAAGAGAACAUCGGAAUGCAACGAGGAAAAGGAGGGAGAGACGCCAAUAUGUAAUAGUUAUUGGUGUGUACCAUGGUGCUAUUCUGGAUCACCACCAAGAAGAACAAGCAAUCCUUUGGUACAUGACGUGCAAUUCAUUAGGCAACAAAUGGAGCUCAUAUCUCCUCUCACUCGAAGCAACCUCUCAGAUAAAUUUUCUUUUGUUUCUUCUGCCUCUUCCGCCUCCCCUGUUUAGACACCCACAUCCACAUUUCUUCUCCUUUUUAUCUAAGACACCUCCUAUUCCAUGAUGUUUUCACUCAAUUAAUCACGUUUUGAAGCCAACUCGCUUCUUAAUUCGAUGUGUUGUAUUAUGUGCACCCUUGGUAUGUUCCAUGUGUAG